Molecule: messenger RNA, 1613 nt
Organism: Vespa crabro (European hornet)
Lineage: Eukaryota; Metazoa; Arthropoda; Insecta; Hymenoptera; Vespidae
Gene: Pex10
Product: peroxisome biogenesis factor 10-like
Exons: 4
Coding region: 448-1428 (326 amino acids)
Biological process (GO): protein import into peroxisome matrix
Cellular component (GO): peroxisomal membrane
Molecular function (GO): zinc ion binding
Source: RefSeq, a predicted model, not a curated record
GAGCAGAGAGGCAAGGCGACAGCAGCGCGCACGAUUCUACCGUUAUCUAGGGCGAUGUCUUUCUGCUCUUCGCUGCUAUGGCCCUCUAUCUAUUCAAUGCGAUCGUCCUGCCGUCAUCCACCGUUUCUCGCGACGACGCAAUCGAUUAAUUUCUUCCUCCUUUACCGAUUGCAAUCCCUUUCUUGGAAUAUUUGUUCUAGGGAAUUUCUUUUUCCUCUCUUUUACCUUUUUCUUCCUCUCUUCUUCUUAUUCUUCUUCUUCUUCCUUUCUUUCCCUUUCCUUUUUCUCUUUCUCUUACAAUAAUUUCUCAAAAAGACAAUUCUCUAUCAAUUCGAAUAAACUACGAUAUUAUUUCCAUAUUAAUGUAACAAGAUAUUGUAUCAUCCCGUUAUUUCAAACAAUUGCAACAAUGUUGCUAACUAUGGAAAUAUCGAUGAACCAACUUAUAUGGCCAACUUCGUAUCAUUACUCUCUAGGAUACAUUUAUAUAAGAGGACAAUUUUUAAAAAGUUUCAAGGAAUCAUUCAUAGAUGGUUAAUAAAUACAAUGGAUAUUCGGGAAGAUCAGGAUAUAUCAGAAUAUCAUCAAAAAAGAACAUUAAAAUAUGCCAAUCAAGCAGAAAUACUUAGGAGUCAUCAAAGGGAUAUGGAUUUUAUAUCAUUAUUACAAGAAAAGAUUUACAAUUUAUUACAUGGCUUUAAGAAUUAUAGAACCUUAUCUAAAUAUGUAAUUUCUGAUAUCCCAGCUAGAUUGAUAUAUUUUCUUUUCACGUCUGGAACGGGCAAUCAAACUUUAGGCGAAGAAUAUACCGGGAUCGUACAAGCUAAUAUUAAAAAUUAUACCGUUCCAUCUUUAAAUGCAAGGAUUAUAAGUAUGAUUCUUGAAUAUUUUGGGGAAAGAAUAUUAUUAAAAGAAUUGGGUGUAUUACAAAGAUAUAUUAAUGAUCCUCGUAAUCAAUUAACAGAGCAAUCGGUUAAAUUGUUUAAUUUGAUUUUAACAAGAUUACAGUCAAUAAUACCUCUACUUGUAUUAAUUCAUAAAGGUUUCUUUUAUAUCUCUGGUAGAUAUUAUAGUUUAGGUAAAAGAUUAACUAAAAUAGAUUAUGGAAAGGUUUAUGGUAGUUCAUCAGUGGACAAAGUUAGCUGGGGUUUAAGGCUACUUGGUAUUAUAACUUUAAUGCAAACUGUAUUAAGAAUAUGGCAAAAUGAAUCGCAGCAAAAGGAUAACGAAGAGCUUAUAAAAUUAGCGGAAACAGAUGUUCAUAAAAACUGUCAAUUGUGUACCGAAGCAAUAUCAACAACUGCAACUCCCUGUGGUCACACAUUUUGUUGGCCUUGCAUUAGUAACUGGUUGCGUAAUAAACCACAAUGUCCCUUUUGUAGAGAAAAUGUUCCACCCCAAAGAAUAGUAUAUUUAAUGAAUCUAUAAUACAAUAUAUAAAUUAUAUAAAUUUUUAUAAAAUAUUUUUGUUAUAAAAUUCGAAUUUUUGAUUUUUGCUUAUAAGUAAAUGACAUUGAAACAUUUUUUUUUUUUUAUGAUAAAGCUGUAUUGUGCAAUAUAUUGAAUAUUAGUAAAACUCGUUAAAAUGAGCUGAGAACUAGGUUUAUAUAAUU